This is a messenger RNA of Homo sapiens (human), 6930 nucleotides long. RefSeq names its product ciliogenesis associated kinase 1 (gene CILK1). NCBI's taxonomy places the organism in Eukaryota, Metazoa, Chordata, Mammalia, Primates, Hominidae. Gene Ontology annotation, cellular component: cytosol; nucleus; cytoplasm. The transcript is spliced from 15 exons. Gene Ontology annotation, molecular function: ATP binding; protein kinase activity; protein serine/threonine kinase activity. The record is from RefSeq and is marked reviewed. Bases 1186 to 3084 code for a protein of 632 amino acids. Gene Ontology annotation, biological process: intraciliary retrograde transport; cilium assembly; intraciliary transport.
GUUUGUUUUCCUGCCGGAGGCUGGAAAACGGCCGGGUUCCUGCUGCACUACCAUGCGCCGUGCGGCCCGUGCGACUCGCCGGACCUCGCGGGCGUCCCUGUACGGAGCCCUCGGCCGGUCCUAGCAGGGAUUGUCCCCAUUUCCAGCUCCGGAGCGGGCGGCUGCGCCCCGCUCGUCGAGGAGCUGCGCUCACCUCAGGGGCGGGCCCCCGCCUGCGUUCGCGGCGCCAGUAAGUGGGGCUCCGGGAUUUAGGGGCUUCUGCCGGGCGACCUGUCACUGUAGUAGCUGCUGGGAUGGGGCGGCGGGGAGACCCCUGGCCGUGGCCCCGCGACGGAUCGGAGGCGCAGGAAGAGGCUAAUGGGUUAUAGUUUCUUUCCGCGAUCCUGUGGAUCUCUCCUUCCUGGUAUGAAAACUCGGAGCCUGGAGGAUUUUGACGGGUGUUUAUCUUUUAGUCUUAAGGAGGGGGAAGACCCUAGCUAAUUUGAAGCCUCGUUGCGGGGCACGUUGAGGACUUGCUUUCGGAAUUUCCCUGACUAGGCCCUUGGCUGUCCCACAAGGGGUCUGAGCAAAAAUCCUCGAGUACUUAUUUGCAACCAUUUUUUACUGGAUUUCUUUCUGUUCUGAUUUCUUUCUUACUAAUCUGAGUAGCUGUUAUGAGAAGGAUAUUGACGGAUAUUCCAGAACAACUGAUUCUUUUGUAAUGUUAACCUUUUAAAGUUUGACUUUGACACUAACAUUAAGGACUUAUAUGUAAUAUAGCUAAUGCAUCAUUCUGCAGAGAAGAGUAUUCCUUUCCACUUACAACUAAAUAAGACCUGCUUUUGCUGGAGCUGUGCUAGGCUGAGGGAAUUCCACACUGAAUUUUACAAGCGGGAUGGAUUUCUCUAAGGAAGAUGACAUACAACGAUGGUUUGGGAGUCUUAAUUUGUUGGAAAGUGAAAUAAUGAAUGAUGGAGGAUUCAUACACAGAUGUGUCUCAACUUAGAGUGGGGUUACAUCCCUAUAAACCCAUUGCAGAAGACUGAUUUUUGGAAAUAUGUAUUUGGGAGACAGUCACGUCCUAUUGAAUACCUUGUGCUGGUGCUGCCAUCGAAAAAUCUGGUUACACUCUGGGGAGGACUGCUACCACUGCAGAACUGAACCACUUCGGCCGUGAGAUGAGUGUCCGGCCUGAGCAGGCACACCAUGAAUAGAUACACAACAAUCAGGCAGCUCGGGGAUGGAACCUACGGUUCCGUCCUGCUGGGAAGAAGCAUUGAGUCUGGGGAGCUGAUCGCUAUUAAAAAAAUGAAAAGAAAAUUUUAUUCCUGGGAGGAAUGCAUGAACCUUCGGGAGGUUAAGUCUUUAAAGAAGCUCAACCAUGCCAAUGUAGUCAAAUUAAAAGAAGUUAUCAGGGAAAAUGAUCAUCUUUAUUUUAUCUUCGAGUACAUGAAGGAAAAUCUUUACCAGCUCAUUAAAGAGAGAAAUAAGUUGUUUCCUGAGUCUGCUAUAAGGAAUAUCAUGUAUCAGAUAUUACAAGGACUCGCAUUUAUUCACAAACACGGCUUCUUUCAUCGAGACUUAAAGCCUGAGAACCUCCUCUGCAUGGGACCAGAACUUGUGAAAAUUGCAGACUUUGGUUUGGCCCGAGAAAUACGAUCAAAACCUCCAUAUACAGAUUAUGUAUCUACCAGAUGGUACAGGGCUCCAGAAGUACUCCUGAGGUCUACCAACUACAGCUCCCCCAUUGACGUCUGGGCGGUGGGCUGCAUCAUGGCAGAAGUUUACACCCUCAGGCCACUCUUCCCUGGAGCCAGUGAAAUUGACACAAUAUUCAAAAUUUGCCAAGUGCUGGGGACACCAAAAAAGACUGACUGGCCUGAAGGCUAUCAACUUUCAAGUGCAAUGAACUUCCGUUGGCCACAGUGUGUACCCAAUAACUUAAAGACCUUGAUUCCCAAUGCUAGCAGUGAAGCAGUCCAGCUCCUGAGAGACAUGCUUCAGUGGGAUCCCAAGAAACGACCAACAGCUAGUCAGGCACUUCGAUAUCCUUACUUCCAAGUUGGACACCCACUAGGCAGCACCACACAAAACCUUCAGGAUUCAGAAAAACCACAGAAAGGCAUCCUGGAAAAGGCAGGCCCACCUCCUUAUAUUAAGCCAGUCCCACCUGCCCAGCCACCAGCCAAGCCACACACACGAAUUUCUUCACGACAGCAUCAAGCCAGCCAGCCCCCUCUGCAUCUCACGUACCCCUACAAAGCAGAGGUCUCCAGGACAGAUCACCCAAGCCAUCUCCAGGAGGACAAGCCAAGCCCGUUGCUUUUCCCAUCCCUCCACAACAAGCAUCCACAGUCGAAAAUCACAGCUGGCCUGGAGCACAAAAAUGGUGAGAUAAAGCCAAAGAGUAGGAGAAGGUGGGGUCUUAUUUCCAGGUCAACAAAGGAUUCAGAUGAUUGGGCUGACUUGGAUGACUUGGAUUUCAGUCCAUCCCUCAGCAGGAUUGACCUGAAAAACAAGAAAAGACAGAGUGAUGACACUCUCUGCAGGUUUGAGAGUGUUUUGGACCUGAAGCCCUCUGAGCCUGUGGGCACAGGAAACAGUGCCCCCACCCAGACGUCAUAUCAGCGGCGAGACACGCCCACCCUGAGAUCUGCAGCCAAGCAGCACUAUUUGAAGCACUCUCGAUACUUGCCUGGGAUCAGUAUAAGAAAUGGCAUACUCUCGAAUCCAGGCAAGGAAUUUAUUCCACCUAAUCCAUGGUCUAGUUCUGGCUUGUCUGGAAAAUCUUCAGGGACAAUGUCAGUAAUCAGCAAAGUAAAUUCAGUUGGUUCCAGCUCUACAAGUUCUAGUGGACUGACUGGAAACUAUGUCCCUUCCUUUCUGAAAAAAGAAAUCGGUUCUGCUAUGCAGAGGGUACACCUAGCACCUAUUCCAGACCCUUCCCCUGGUUAUUCCUCCCUGAAGGCCAUGAGACCUCAUCCUGGGCGACCAUUCUUCCACACCCAGCCUAGAAGCACUCCUGGGUUGAUACCACGGCCUCCAGCCGCCCAGCCAGUGCAUGGCCGGACAGACUGGGCUUCCAAGUACGCAUCUCGGCGAUGACUGUCUGCCUUGGUGAUGAAUCUCUUCCUAGGGAGAAGCAGGAUACUUUCCCUCAGCUGACUGGUGUUCUACCUGCAAGAUGUGCAGAGGGCAUAAAAGCAAAUCAACACUUUAUAGUUAUUCUUCUGAACUAAGACAUGUCAAUAUUCUUUUUUAAAGUUUUUUUUUAAAAUAUUGAUUUGAAUGCAGUAGGCUUUUUUGUAUAAAAUUAUUUUAUUCUAAAACUGGGUCCCAUUAUUUUCUUAAACAACAGCAUUUUGUAUAUAUGGAUUAUGUUUUAGCAUUUUAUACAGUCAACUUUGUAAUGAACUUUUUAAAAAUUAAUUGAUUUUCCUUUGGGGUUCCAGAUAAUAUUUUCUACAGAUUUUGAAAAAUGUAAUAAUAUUAAUGCAGUAUUGCAACAGGGGUGCAAUUUAAGGCUAUGUGAUAGAGGGUUAUUUACUCAGUGUGUGCAGAUAUUUAUGAAGUGGUGAAAUUUCAAGUGUGGCUCACUAGGUACUUCAGGCCUUCUUGGACUGUUGUUAGAAAAGUGAUCCUCUGCUUUUCUUAGUAGGUCAUUGGUUUGAUUUUUGGAUACCACUCUGCUGUUCUAAAAGGACUAUUAUAUUAUAUAAUUCACUUUGUUUUACUUUUGUUCCCCAGAUGAAAGAACUCUAAGUAAAUACAUUUUAAAAAAUUUUUCUGACACCCUUUAAUGUGGUUGCAGAUCUCAGAUGAAACCAAGCUUAAUUAUACUAUGCCAUUAUAUUCUAAUUUAUUCCAUUUUUGAAAUCAAGUUGUAUGUGUACCAAUAAAAGAGAUUUCUGCUUCAAAAGGCUCUCAACAUGAAGGUUAACACAGUCAAUCAAACUUACAUUCCUGCCAAGAUGCAUGGCCAAAAAACUAAGUAUCAAAGCAGCAGAAGGUUUUUGAUUAUAGUAACUGAGAUGGAAUUUUGUGCCUAGCUCAGUUCUCCAGAUCUGGCUAGGAGCAGUCAAUGACUAAUGUUCUGUCCUAGCCAAAUUCUCAGGACAAUUUGGGGAGCAGAAAGAGUUAUGGCAGAGGUUCCACUCAUCUACAAAGUCACAGUCACAUGCCACAUUUGAUCUCCUAACCCUGGUGUAGUUUCUUUCAAGAGUGAGAACUUUAUUUGUUGGGCAGAGGCUGUUCCAUUGAGAGGAAUGUUUACAGCAGUUUCAAAAAUGACAAAGUCAGUUUGGAGACAGAAAAAGACAAAAGGUCCAGUCUCAUCCAUCUCUAUAUGGUACAUUUGCCUCACUUAUGGUUGCCUUAAAGGCAAGAGGGAAGGUCACCAUCAGUGAACGCAAUGCAAUCUCAACAGUGUAUUGAUUCAUAUUCUCCUAGGGCUCAAACUACUCUCUAUUGGUUCCAGGAUAAUGACAAAUUGAACCAUAUGUAAGUAAUCUUUUAUUUUUUAUUUUUUUUUUGAGACAGAGUCUCACUCUGUCACCCAGGCUGGAGUGCAGUGGCGCGAUCUUAGCUCUCUGCAACCUCUGCCUCCCAGGUUCAAGCCUCCUGAGUAACUGGGACUACAGGCGCCCGCCACCACGCCCAGCUAAUUUUUUGUAUUUUUAGUAGAGACGGGGUUUCACUGUGUUAGCCAGGACGGCCUCGAUCUCCUGACCUCGUGAUCCACCCUCCUCCACCUCCCAAAGUACUGGGAUUACAGGCAUGAGCCACUGCACCCAGCCAAGUGAUCAUUUUUAUAGGUUAAAAUGAUAGGUGAAAUGAAUAUAGACACUUUCAUAUGGUUCAACCUAAUGACUUGGUAAAUUAUUGCCUUGGUGUAUUAAUAAUAUGUUGCAUUCUGAACAAAUAACCAUGGCUUCCAAAGGGCCCUAACCUAAAAUCGGAGAGUAAUUUAUGCUUUGGAGAAUUUGACUCAAAUAUAUACUUGACCAAGCACCAUGAUCCCUAGGGGCAUGAGAAAAGCACAUAAUGGAUGUGGAUGUGAUAGGUGGUCUUUUCCUGUUAACAAGCUGGCAGCAAAGCUUCAGAAAAUAUAUAUGCAAGCACAACUUGAAGCUGAAUUCAUUUCUGUAUUAUAUUCUCAACUCGUUAUCUAAAGCAUCAGAACAUGUGUUUUCAGAGAUGAGUCCUUUACUAUAAGGUUAAUAUUUAUUUUCAUUUUCUGUAUUAUAUAUGAAAAGUAAAUUAAUGUGAAACCUGGCCCAGCUUGCUGGAAAGCAGGUUUUAAAUUGUAAAUAUUCCUUAGAGGAGCAAAUGGAUUGUUUAAUACCAUAGUCUCAGUAAUCUAGCUUAUAUAAGGUCAUUACAUUUUUUAACUGAAAAACCUAGUUACCUGAUUAUUGCACAUUAUAAAAUUGUUUUUCUAAUACUUUAUAGGGCCCAACUUCAGAAAAUACUUCGCUUUUUUCUUUUUAUGCUUUCGUUUGUUUACCAGCAAGCAACUUCCCUGGGGAAGCCAAACACAUAUUCAUAAAAAAAAUCAAGUAGCUGAUGUGCAGUUGAGAAAACUAGAGGACUGAAAAAACAAAUUUUAACUAGCAAAUGCUGUGAAUUACUCUUCCUCCCCUUCUCUGAAAUGGGUAAAGGACAAAUUGUGUAAAAAAACCUAUGCACUAUAGAAGGGAAUAGUAACCAUUUCUUUUGUCUCUCUGUUUCUGUUCUGACUGAGAACCUGCAGCCAUUUCUUGUUACAUGAAAACAAAAUGCUACUUGUUACCUCUAUUUUUUGUUACUAUACAAUUAUGAAAUGUAAUGUAAGACACCAACAGAAAUGAUAUACCUGUAACUGUACCUAUCAGGACUAUACCUCAUUUACAGUCAGAAAGCUUACUGGGAUGUCAGGAAAUGAUACAGGGUUGGUUCUCAUUUCGUGCCGAAAUGAGACAGAAAUUCAGUGACGAAGGUGCGUUGUAGGGGUAUUGAUGUGCCCCAGGUAGUGCCAGCAGAGUAGGGAAAACUGCAUUUGCAUAAAAACUACUCUUGACAUGAUUGUUCAUUUUACAAAAAAAUUCCAUUAAUUACCAAGCCCUCACCCAGCCCAUGUGUGAUAGGAUUUAUGUAGGAAGAAACUUGAUUUUCAAAUAAUUUUUUAAAUGUAUCUCUUGCCUAAAGGACUAUAUACAUCUAAUAAAGUAACACUGUGUCAUCUUCUGGAGUUAUCAAAAAUUGUAUACAAUCAAGACAACACAAGAAUUAUUUUAUUUUUGAGUGCAAAUACAGGUACUGUUGGAGUUGAUGGGCACCAUGCUUUCUCAUGAAGUAGCAUUUCCCUACCAUCAAGCCAUUGUUUUGUGCCAUUCAGGAGAGGAAAAAAAGGAAUUUAUGCUGUACAUUUCAGUUCAGUGUAUGACCAAAAGCAAUAUGUUUAUAAGAAGAUGUUUGACAUACUAAUUAUUUUAUAUCAUUUAAACCAUACUGUAGCAACAUAAUAUAUGGAGCUAAUUUGUAGAAUUAUUUUUACGAUUUCCAAACAAAUGUACUGUACUGUUAUAUAAUUUAUUGUGAGGACCUUCUCAUGGAAGCCAUUAGGAAAACAAACUAGAGGUAAAUAUCACAUUAAUCUGUAUUAUCAAUUUCUCAUAGACACUGUGCUAAUGUGAAUUUUAAAUGACCUGCAUCAAGUCUUCUGAUCUCAGAUAACUCAGUACAGAUAGCAAUUAGUCAGCUGAUUUGAUUACAAUGGAGUAACCGACAAUAUAUUUAUUUAUAAAGCACAUAUUCAUAAUAACGAGAAGAAUUCAGAAAACCACUUAAGCAAGACCCUUCUGAAAUAAAAAAUGUUGCUUUUUAAAUAGUUUGUCCUAAGGUGUUUAAAACAUGUCAACCUUAUGUAAGGAAAAAUUUCCUGGUCCAAAUAAAGUUGAAGUUUAAGAAAAA